This is a messenger RNA of Ricinus communis (castor bean), 1545 nucleotides long. RefSeq names its product chalcone isomerase-like protein 1. Lineage: Eukaryota; Viridiplantae; Streptophyta; Magnoliopsida; Malpighiales; Euphorbiaceae. The transcript has 4 exons. The record is from RefSeq and is a predicted model, not a curated record. The coding region runs from base 531 to 1337 and encodes 268 amino acids. Gene Ontology annotation, molecular function: intramolecular lyase activity.
AACAGAUUCAGAGCCCCCAUGAUUGAGUUAUACAUUAUUAAAGAGUGUAGCCCAAAAAUUCUGAUUAAUCCAUAAGCCUAUUCCACACUCUUCCAUAUUCUUGAUUAACAUUCAAGAGUUAGUUAGCGGCUGAUGGUCUAUGUAGUUGUUGGCAUCUUAAAGUUGGCUUUGGACACGUGUUUUAGCCAGGACAGGAACACAUGGUGAAAUUAUUUGCUCAGACAAGUCAAUGUUGCACAAGGGCAAGUUCUUGAUAUGUGUGGAUUCAGUAAAUUGGUAAAGCUUUGAAAAUGCUGUCCAAUCCUCCAAUUUGAAUGACUGAAUGCCUUUCUUGCAACAUUUGCUUCACUUAUCUAAUGCUCAUACCGAGGCGUAUGCCUAUGCCAAUGUGAUAGAGUGUCUCCAAUGGCAAAUAAAUGCUCUCUCUUGUGUUCCCCUCCUAUAUAAACACUUUGCCUUCCCUUCAAAUUUCAAACCAACACAUAACACUUGACUCUCCUCCUUGUUCAUUUGUAACAGUUAGUUGAAGAAUGUCCACUCUUCCUGAGAUUGAGACUGCUGUUACCAAGGAUCAAACACCGGUCGACGAGAAGGUGAACGGCAACGGUGUCGAACACAAGGCUGUUAGUGGGAUGAAUGGAGCGCCAACCAUGGAGAAAGGUCAAGAGGAGAUGAAAAUAGCUGGAAAAGAAGCUGAAUCUGAGGCGCCUGAGAAAGAGGUAAAGAAAGAAGAUGUAGUAGCACUUGAGGUUGAACCUAAGACUGGAGUUUCCUUUCCAGUUAAGUUGGAUGAUGGGAAGCAGCUGACAAGUGUUGGUUUGAGGAAGAAAUACAUGCUUGGCAUGGGAAUCAAGAUUUAUGGCUUUGGGAUGUAUACAGACAACGAUACCCUGAAAGAUAUCCUGAAGUUAAAGAUUGGAAAAGCCCCAGCAAAACCAACAAAGGAAAUGUAUCAGGCAGUAAUUGAGAGUGAUGUGGCGAUGAUGAUGAGGUUGGUGAUUGUGUUUUCUAGCCUCACCAUGAACAUGGUAAAAAAGAACUUUGAUGAAGGUCUAGGAGCAGCCAUCAGAAAACUGAAUGGUGGAAAGAAGAAUGACGAGCUUGCAAACAAGGUCAUGGGCCAAGCAUCAGAUGACAUCAAGCUAACAAGUGGCUCAGUUAUUGAGAUUUCUCGCCUUCCUGGACAUGUUCUCGAAACUAAAGUGAUGGGAGGGGUGAUUAGCAAAGUUGAGAGUGAACUCCUCUGCAGGGCAUACGUUUACAUGUAUCUCGGAGAUGAUCCGUUUGAUAAGGAUGCCAAAGAAAAAUUUGGGAUGUCUCUACUUUCUCUCUUCUAAUUCACAGAUCAAAACAAAUUCCAGACAGAAUGAAAUAAUGUCUAGGUCCAGUUCCUAGCGCCUGAGCAAUUGCUCUAUAAGGAAGAUUAUGGUGAGAUUGUAGCUGCUUAAAUGACAAAAUCUAUGUUGUUAAUCCCAUUCCUCUAUCACUCUGUUACUCAAAGAAUUUAACAAAUUAAAUGAUUCUACUUCCAAGAUUUCAACAGAA